CGGUCAAAACUGCCUUAUAAAUACGUCGCUACGUGUAACGCAAGUUUCCAGAUUUCACGGCUUUCCCAAUCUCUUCGGCUCCUCCCACGCCAUUGCUUCUUCGAUUCCGGACUUCGCAGUUCCAGCCUCCGAAUUAACCAUGCAACGGCUACAAAAGAUUCCAGGUCGCAUACCGGAAGGCUGCAGAUUUCGGCCAUCAGAUGUGCACUUAGUAGACUUUCUUAUGUCUUUUGUCCAUGGGAAACCAGUUCCUCCAACAGGUCCCAUAAAGUUGAAGGAUGUGAGCUGCGGAAUAGAACCAUGGCAGAUUUUCCAGAUAUCAAGAGAAAGAACUUUGUACUUCUUUACACCACCUAAUAAACGCCUUUCGAAAAAGAGUAGUUCCCCUAUCAGAGAAGGGAGAUGGAGUACUCGAGGCAAAGGUGAACCUAUUUACAGAUUCAAUAUCAAAGAUCCGUCUCAACUUAUCGGAUACAAGCGAAUCUUGAGAUACCGAAAUGAAAAUUUACCACAACAUGAUGGGGCAUAUAUGAUGACAGAAUACUCCCUCACUGAGGAGAUCAAAGCCAAGCUCGAAACAUCAUUGAAAGAUUUUGUUGUCUGUCAAAUCAAAUGGAAACGGGUUCCUAGACUGAGAGUCAUUCGAAAUAUCAUCUCUGAGUCGCCUUCUGGAGUCGUUGAGUUGCAGCCCAAACUCGAUCACCUGCUGUCCAGUUUUGAUGAGAUGCAGCUUGGAGGCGGGGCAUGCAACGACCGCCAUUGUUCCUAAAGGCCACAUUCAAUGUGUUACACCCCACUCUGAAUGAGUUGCGUGCCAUUCAGUAUCAAUGAGUUGCAGUAAAGAUAAAGAAAGAAUUAGGAGUUUUUGCUUAUCAUAUGAAUCUACUAUGAGAAACUUGCAAGGACGAAAAGCUAUAUUUUCCACUACUUAUUGCUUUCUAUGCAUUUAUAUACUUACAAGUGUAUGAAUAUAUCCUUUCUUUAGAUGUAAUUCAAAAUAGAAAUUAAAAAUUCCACAGGGCGGACCGUAGUAGAGACCCAAGGAGUUACCGCCCCCAACAAAAAUCUUUUUAGUAUAUAUAUAUAUAUAUGUGAAAAAUUAUUUUCGCCCUCCCAAAAAAUAUUUUGAACCCCCCAAAAAAUAUUUUCGCCCCCAAAAAUAUUUUCAAGGAAACUAUGACUUUCCUGGAUCUGCCCCUGUCACCUGACUGUAAUAUCAAAACAAUUUCAUAUUUGCACAUCCUCUUAUCUUAUUGGUUCCUGAUUAGCUUAUGAUUUAUUAUUGUUCUAGUUUUUUAUUUUUCUUUGGAUAACAUUAAAUAAUAAAUCUCACCCUUGGCCGAUGUCAAGAUGAUGUUGAAAGUUUGAGAUAUUAAAAAGAUAUACGGAGUAUUACUUUUAUGUAGGGGUGGACUUGAUCCUAAUCUGGGCGGGUUUCACUCUCGGACUGACCAGUCUUUGGAAAAUUAUAUAGAGGAUUGAGACGUGUAUUUUCUCUUCCCGGCCGAUUCCGAUCCCCACCAGAUCCUGG
Messenger RNA from Cuscuta europaea, 1531 nucleotides. Lineage: Eukaryota; Viridiplantae; Streptophyta; Magnoliopsida; Solanales; Convolvulaceae. The record is from the annotation of a GenBank genome assembly.